Molecule: messenger RNA, 1629 nt
Organism: Juglans microcarpa x Juglans regia
Lineage: Eukaryota; Viridiplantae; Streptophyta; Magnoliopsida; Fagales; Juglandaceae
Product: integrin-linked protein kinase 1-like
Exons: 10
Coding region: 700-1317 (205 amino acids)
Biological process (GO): protein phosphorylation
Molecular function (GO): protein kinase activity; ATP binding
Source: RefSeq, a predicted model, not a curated record
AAGAAUAAAAAAACUUCUAACCGAAUUCACUCAGUCAAGCGAACGGUUCAGUUCCUAUCCGAUCCGAUCGCUGGUGAUGAGCUCGGACGCCCCUCCGGAGGCGAGGCCGCCGGUGGUAAGGGAAGCUCUACCUCGGACAAGGGUAAGCAGAAGGAGAAGGAGAAGGAGAAGGCGAGGGUGAGCCGAACCUCCCUGAUUCUCUGGCACGCCCACCAGAACGACCCCGCUGCGGUCCGCAAGCUUCUCGAAGAAGAUCGCUCCCUCGUUCAUGCCAGAGAUUACGACAGCCGCACCCCGCUCCACGUCGCUUCUCUCCACGGCUGGAUCGACGUUGCUAAGUGCUUGAUCGAGUAUGGCGCCGACGUCAACGCCCAAGAUCGCUGGAAGAACACCGGCCAAAAUGGAAGCCAUUUUGAACCAAAGCCCGUUCCACCCCCUCUGCCAAACAAGUGUGACUGGGAAAUUGACCCUUCUGAACUGGACUUCUCAAACUCAGCUAUUAUUGGAAAGGGAUCUUUUGGUGAGAUUUUGAAAGCCUAUUGGCGUGGAACACCUGUAGCAAUCAAACGCAUUCUCCCAUCACUUUCAGAUGACAGAUUGGUGAUUCAGGACUUCAGACAUGAGGUUAAGUUGCUAGUGAAGCUUCGUCACCCAAAUAUAGUCCAAUUUCUCGGAGCUGUCACUGACAAGAAGCCCCUUAUGUUAAUUACUGAAUACUUACGAGGGGGUGAUCUUCAUCAAUAUCUCAAGGAAAAAAGUUCCCUUAGUCCUUCAACAGCUAUCAACUUUGCACUGGACAUAGCGAGAGGCAUGGCUUAUCUUCACAAUGAACCAAAUGUCAUAAUUCACCGGGACCUAAAACCAAGGAAUGUACUUCUGGUAAAUUCCAGUGCUGACCAUUUAAAAGUUGGAGAUUUUGGAUUAAGCAAGCUCAUCAAGGUUCAGAAUUCUCAUGACGUGUACAAGAUGACCGGAGAGACUGGAAGCUACCGGUAUAUGGCUCCUGAAGUUUUCAAGCAUCGGAAAUAUGAUAAGAAGGUUGAUGUGUUCUCUUUUGCCAUGAUACUGUAUGAGAUGCUUGAAGGGGACCCGCCACUUUCAAAUCAUGAGCCUUAUGAAGCAGCCAAAUAUGUGGCUGAAGGACACAGGCCUACAUUUCGCUCAAAAGGAUACAUCCCUGAACUGAAAGAGUUAACCGAGCAGUGCUGGGCUGCUGACAUGAACCAAAGACCUUCUUUCUUGGAAAUCCUCAAGAGGCUUGAAAAGAUAAAGGAAAAUCUACCAACUGACCAUCACUGGAGCCUAUUCAAUACAUGAUAUCCAAGACCAAUUUGUGUGAUCAGUUAGUAGAUAAUAUAUUUGCCAUUUCUACCGGUCUUCUCCUGUGCUGCCUCCGAUCGAGAGCAGAUGGGGAUUGUGAAUAGACCCAAACUGGUCGUUGGCAAGGAAAUAGCUACUACUGAUCAGGUUACCAAUAUUCUGUUUGGAAUCUUGUCAUGAACGGAUAGAUGGUGAUGUUGAUUAAUUUUCUCACUUUCUACAAUUAUCUCGAUGUGAACAACCCCGUUUUAAGAGUCUCGUCCAAAUUGGCAUAUAUGAAGAAAGAAACUUCUCAUCCUUUGACCUUAA